CUUUGAAAGCAAAACAGCAGGUGGAGAGCUAAAACCAGACAGCUCAGGACACAUCAGGGGAAAUUCAACACAGAGGAAAAUGAAAGUAUACGUUUUGUGGAGCUGAAGAGGGACUGCAGCUAUAAUGAGGCCCAACGCUGGUUGUCUGGCUGACAUUUAAGUGUGGUAGUGCACACGAGGGCAGUGUUUGUUUGCGAGGCAGUAGCGAGGUAAGGCAUCAGACUAAUGGAGGGAGAGGAGACGGCCAGGGCAGCCAAGGCGAGGCCGAGCCGUCUGACUGCCCUUCAGGAGCAGCUGAUCUGGGCCCUGCUGGGAUCUGGACUGUCCCGGGAAGUACUCGUCCAAGCCCUGGGGGAACUGGAACAAGACAGGGUGACCGCUGGCGUCGAGAAGGGAGAGAGGGGGGAUGGAGAGAGCUCCGAGGAAGGAGAAAUGGAUUUCCCACCGCCUAUAUUCCGAGAGCUGGAGAAGCUCACCCCAGAGGAGGCAGCCAAACUGAGGGCUGAAGUUGACCGGCUGCUGCAGGAGGAUCCCUGGCAUGUUGCAAAAAUGGUGAAAAGCUACAUGCAACAGCACAACCUCCCUCAGAGAGAGGUGGUGGAGUCCACGGGACUCAACCAGUCCCACCUCUCUCAGCACCUCAACAAAGGCACACCCAUGAAGAACCAGAAGAGAGCUGCUCUGUACAGCUGGUACGUCAAGAAGCAGUGCGAGAUCAGCCAGCAGUUUACCAAUGCCAAACACGGGCUUGCAACAGUGGAGGAACAGGGAGAAGAUACUAGGAAAGGACGGAGGAACAGGUUCAAGUGGGGUCCAGCAUCCCUGCAGAUCCUUUUCCAUGCCUACGAACGACAGAAGAACCCCAGCAAGGAGGAGAGAGAGGGGUUGGUGGAGGAAUGUAACAGGGCAGAGUGUCUGCAGAGGGGAGUGUCCCCCUCUCAGCUUGCUGGACUGGGCUCCAACCUGGUUACUGAAGUUCGGGUGUACAACUGGUUCGCCAACCGCCGCAAAGAGGAGGCCUUCCGUCACAAACUGGCCCAUGAUACACCUUACACCAACCAAUCUGCCUCAUCUUCUCACCUCAACCUUCAACCAAGUCCUGAACAUGGUGUGAAACACAGCCAGCAAAUCCUGUGUGACACUGUGAGCUCAGCCAGAGGCAGUGGAGGAGAGAGAGUGGGACGUCUUGUGGUUAGCCCUGUCCAGCUUGAGCCCAGCCACACACUCCUCGAGACCCAUAACCCAAAGCCGGUGUCCAGUGGUGGCCCACUGCCCCCAGUAAGCACUCUGACCUCCCUACACAGUCUGUCUGCCUCCCCUGCAUCCUCACAGGGCCUCAUCAUGGCCUCACUGCCCAGCGUCAUGGGUCUGGGAGAGUCAUCGCUUCUCAUUGGUUUAGCCUCCACGCAGCCUCAGACUGUACCUGUCAUAAACAACGUCGGAGGCGGUUUCACAACUCUCCAGCCAAUCUCAUUCCAGCAGCAGCUUCACGCCUCUCCACAGCAGCCAAUAUCACAGCAGCUUCAGAGUCACAUGGGUGCCAGUCCGUUCAUGGCAACCAUGGCACAGCUGCCAUGUCACAUGUACAACAAGUCAGAUUCGCCCCAGUACCAUUCGUCCAGUCUGUUGUCACAAGCCAUGGUCAUCACUGACAGCAGCAGCCUGGGGACUCUGACCAGCCUCACUGCUGUCAGACAGAUUCUAACAGCAGAUUCUGAGGAACAGGCGGACCCACCUUUACAGGAAGAGUCUCUGCACCUGCAGCCACAAACACCUGUGCCAGCAUCCUCUGAGAGUUUGGAGCUAUAUCCUGCCUCUCAGUCAACAGACAGCCAUCAGUCUCACCUCCUCUCACCUUCACCAACAGACAUCAGUUCCUACAUUCCUACACAAAUGGUCUCUACUGCACAGUAGAAGUGCUUUGUCUCCUCACUAUCAGCUAGACUUUGUCUGACUGGGGUUUUGUGGUGUACAGCUUCCUCUGCUGCAGGUUUCCAGAGACACCUGGGGUCAGGAACCACAGAGACGACUCAGCUUUGAUGUCUCAAAGACUCUCUGACUCAAACAUAAUUAUAAUAUGAACAAGGAUUCACAUUAGAGAAGAUUUGAUACAAGAGAAUCAACUGAAAAUCAACACCAACAUGUAUUUUUUUAUUCAAAGGUUUUGUAAUAUUCAGAAAUUGUAAAUGCUGUUGAAACUUUUAAACUGCAUGUUACCUACGUUAUUUUUUAACUCACUGCCUUGAAAUGCUUAUUUCACAUCUUAAAGAGUCUCUUACAUGACAUAGUAAAGGCUAUUUCAGGAAUAUGGCAAGGGUAUUGAAAGAUUUUUAAUAAAAAAUGGCUUCCAAAAACA
Lates calcarifer (barramundi perch) is the source of this 2356-nucleotide messenger RNA. RefSeq names its product HNF1 homeobox a (gene hnf1a). Gene Ontology annotation, molecular function: RNA polymerase II cis-regulatory region sequence-specific DNA binding; DNA-binding transcription factor activity, RNA polymerase II-specific. NCBI's taxonomy places the organism in Eukaryota, Metazoa, Chordata, Actinopteri, Centropomidae. The transcript is spliced from 10 exons. Gene Ontology annotation, cellular component: nucleus. Gene Ontology annotation, biological process: positive regulation of DNA-templated transcription; pancreas development; regulation of transcription by RNA polymerase II. The record is from RefSeq and is a predicted model, not a curated record. Bases 226 to 1914 code for a protein of 562 amino acids.